Molecule: messenger RNA, 1267 nt
Organism: Lepus europaeus (European hare)
Lineage: Eukaryota; Metazoa; Chordata; Mammalia; Lagomorpha; Leporidae
Gene: RFC3
Product: replication factor C subunit 3
Exons: 9
Coding region: 102-1172 (356 amino acids)
Biological process (GO): DNA-templated DNA replication; DNA repair
Cellular component (GO): nucleus; DNA replication factor C complex
Molecular function (GO): DNA clamp loader activity; ATP hydrolysis activity; DNA binding
Source: RefSeq, a predicted model, not a curated record
UCACGCGACUCGGAAUUCGCGGGAAAACUUGUCUCAGUCGCGAGGGGCCGGGGCCCGCGCGCGGGGACUUUGAAGCGUGUUCCCCGGGAAGUCCUGCUGCCAUGAGUCUGUGGGUGGACAAAUACCGGCCCUGCUCCUUGGGGCGGUUGGAUUACCACAAGGAGCAGGCGGCCCAGCUGCGCAACUUGGUUCAAUGUGGUGAUUUUCCUCACCUGUUAGUAUAUGGACCAUCAGGUGCUGGCAAAAAGACAAGAAUCAUGUGCAUUCUACGUGAACUUUAUGGUGCUGGAGUGGAGAAAUUGAGAAUUGAACAUCAGACUAUCACUACUCCAUCUAAAAAGAAAAUUGAAAUCAGCACCAUUGCAAGUAAUUACCAUCUUGAAGUUAAUCCCAGUGAUGCUGGAAAUAGUGACCGGGUAGUAAUUCAAGAAAUGCUGAAAACAGUGGCACAAUCACAGCAACUUGAAACAAGCUCUCAAAGAGAUUUUAAAGUGGUGUUAUUGACAGAAGUUGACAAACUCACCAAAGAUGCUCAACAUGCCUUGCGCAGAACCAUGGAAAAAUACAUGUCUACCUGCAGGUUGAUCUUGUGUUGCAAUUCUACAUCUAAAGUGAUACCACCCAUUCGUAGUAGAUGCCUGGCAGUUCGAGUGCCUGCUCCUAGCAUUGAAGAGAUUUGCCAUGUGUUAACUACUGUGUGCAAGAAGGAAGGUCUGAACCUUCCUUCCCAGCUGGCUCAUAGACUGGCAGAGAAGUCCCGCAGAAAUCUCAGAAAAGCUCUGCUAAUGUGCGAAGCCUGCAGAGUGCAGCAAUAUCCUUUCACUGCAGAUCAGGAAAUCCCAGAGACAGAUUGGGAGGUGUAUCUGAGGGAGACUGCAAAUGCUAUUGUCAGUCAGCAAACUCCACAAAGGCUCCUUGAAGUUCGUGGAAGGCUCUAUGAGCUUCUAACACAUUGUAUUCCUCCUGAGAUAAUAAUGAAGGGCCUUCUCUCGGAACUUUUGCAUAAUUGUGACGGACAACUGAAAGGGGAAGUGGCCCAGAUGGCAGCUUAUUAUGAACAUCGUCUCCAGCUGGGCAGUAAGGCCAUUUAUCAUUUGGAAGCAUUUGUGGCCAAAUUUAUGGCACUUUAUAAGAAGUUUAUGGAGGAUGGAUUGGAAGGCAUGAUGUUCUGACUUCUCUCAGUGGUUCUCCCAGCUAUUUCUCAGUGUCAGCAUUUACAUGCCGGUUGUAUGGGGAGAGCCCCGGGUAAAAUAAAAUAACUACUUAA